AUGCAAAGGUUUACUGGCCGAAAUCGCCGCCCACGUAUCGAUAUGUGGGUGAAAAAGGCUGGUGCGGCUGCUCUGGUCCGUCUAAUUAGAGGUCAGACCCGUGAAAGAACUUAUUCUAUGGUGAAAGCUAUGAUAGCGAUAGGUCACUGUGAGCCUAGGUUCCGUGAUUCUGUUGUCGGAGGGUGGAGACCAGCAAUCUGGCAGUCAUGGCGCGAUCGUCGAAUCGCUGAAAUUAAGAAACCAUUAGAAACUGGGGGGUUACCUGUAGGACGAUCGAUAAUGACUCUGAACGUGAAUGGAUUCCACAAAAAGAAGUUACAGUUGUUAGACAUCGUUCAAACUAUCCAAGAAACUUUGGUUAGUGAUAAGAAUUACCAGGUGAGAUUACCUGGCUACGACACUUAUGAAGUUAACCGCCAAGAGGCCUUCAGAGGGCAGGCUUUGCUUGUGGAUAGCCGCCUCAGUUCGUAUGAAGUGCCCCAUGAAUGUUUCCUAAGACUAGGAGUAAAAUAUGUCAUUCAUGUCAAGGUUUCGGGACUACCUGGGCUUGACCGCCCAGCACACUUCCUAGCAGUUUACCUCCCGUCGGGAGGAGCGGAUCGAGCAAAACGAACGGGUUUGCUGAAGGAUGUGUUGAAAGUGGUUGACGAUAUACUUGAGAAGGAAAACGGCGCCCUAGUCUUCUGUCUGGGUGAUUUUAAUUACUCAAUGGAAGAAGUUGAUAAAAAGCUGGCAAAAAAUGGACACGUAUUAACAAGAAAAAUGCCAGUAGGGUCAGGCAUGACGCGCUUCCCGGUAACUGGGAAGUGUGGCUCCCUAGAUCAUAUAUUGGUGACUAGUAAUGCUAAUGCAGUCUGUAAACGCCCAAGGGUAUACCAUAUGACCUGA
This is a messenger RNA of Laccaria bicolor S238N-H82, 888 nucleotides long. RefSeq lists its product as uncharacterized. NCBI's taxonomy places the organism in Eukaryota, Fungi, Basidiomycota, Agaricomycetes, Agaricales, Hydnangiaceae. Gene Ontology annotation, molecular function: catalytic activity. The record is from RefSeq and is a predicted model, not a curated record. The coding region runs from base 1 to 888 and encodes 295 amino acids. The transcript is spliced from 3 exons.